Triticum aestivum (bread wheat) is the source of this 1630-nucleotide messenger RNA. RefSeq names its product protein PHR1-LIKE 3. Gene Ontology annotation, molecular function: DNA-binding transcription factor activity; DNA binding. The record is from RefSeq and is a predicted model, not a curated record. The coding region runs from base 868 to 1377 and encodes 169 amino acids. The transcript is spliced from 7 exons. Lineage: Eukaryota; Viridiplantae; Streptophyta; Magnoliopsida; Poales; Poaceae.
CAUGGUCAUGCACUCAUGCUGGCAUGCUGCUACCUUGCUGCUAGGUGUUUGGCGUAAUAGGAUAGGACUUUGAUCACAUCUCACACAUCCAGAUUGCCUGAUAAGUCAACCUCAACACUUACUACUGCACCUAAAUUAUCAUUCUGGUUAUUUACGUCUCUAUCACAUUCCUGAUAAGUUAAUGUGAUGUGCACCAUUCGUGGAUUUGGCAGCGUAUGCUCAUAUUAGAUAAUCAUCCUUGUUGCUUCCUUACCAUUUUGAGAAAGCUUUACUUCUCUGCCAACCUUUCCAUCCAUACAAAACAACUGUGAAUUGUGAUGAGUUAUGUUAGUCUCUUACAAGAACUGUAUAAAAGGGUGACUGGCUUUAUAGAGAAGGACACUAUCGCUCACUCUUCUUGCUAAAGGUAUGACAUACAUUCCCGGUUCCUUUUGCUUCCUCGCACAUACUGGUAUGAGCAUCACAAUUUGUUUUAGUUUCUCUUAUGGUAUUUUAGUGCAUUCUUUUUUCUAAUAUAGGAUGCCAGAGAAUUGAUGUUCUGCUUGAUCUCCACUUUGUAUUUGGAAAUAUUUUCUGUAUCUAUAUGGGCACAUGCCCACGUUAACGAAAUAUACAAAUUUUACGAUUGAUUCUGUCUUUUUAGUUACAGAAUCUCAACACACAGCCAUACUGCAUCAUCAUGAUGCACGCAUCCUUCUUUUUUUGGAAAGGGGAUAACCCCGGCUUCUGCAUCAUCCUGAUGCACACAGCCAUACUGUAUUGUCCUUUUGCAAGUUUGCAAUGCCUUGCUUCUAAAGAGAGUUGCACAAUGUAAUCUUUUCUGAUUUCCUUGAUCUUUACUGACACGUGGUGAGCUUGAUUUGCAGAAUGAUGUCCAACGACAAGCCGACAGAAAACAGCGACUCUUCUUACAUGUCAGGCAUACUGGCCAGCUGCCUUCUCAGGGCAAUGCAGCCGACAAGGAGUUUACUUCGCUGGACCGACGAUCUCCAUAAGAUCUUCGUGGAAGCUGUAGAGUAUCAAGGAGGCCCCUAUGAGGCGAAGCCAACUGCGGUGAAGCAGAGAAUGGAAGCUAUGGGAGUCACAGGUCUCACAAUUUGGAACAUAAAGAGCCACCUUCAGAGAUACAGGGAGAAGUGCAACUUAGGAGCUGAAUCUCCGCCGGAUGUCCUAAGCACUGCAUCACCAAGCAAGGGAGUGGAUAAUGUGACAUCUGAGGCUGAGAUGGUGGUGGACAGUGAUGCAGCAAUGGAUCUGACUGGAAUGGAGAUGGUGAGCUAUUUGCUUAUGGAUGACACGGAGAUGGCGGAUAACGCAUUUUCCGUGGAUGAGUUGCAGACGAUGGAGAACGAACUGAUGAAUGCGAUCCAGGCAUGAAUGGAUUGUCCAGCAUUGUUCUCGGAAAACCUAUCUACCAUCUUGUUUACUGUAAGGUGUACGGACCGGCGGUACGGUUCAUAUACGAUCCCCUUUUAUCACACUUGAAACCCUUUCCCUGUUUCAGCAGUAUGGUUAACUCCCAUCUUGGCCUGCAUCUAUGUAAUCACUAUAUUGGUUUCAAUUUGGUUGGGGUGCGCCUAGCCCCUGUGAAAAAUAAAUUUAACGUCGUUGUGGGCACAUGCCCCACACA